AUGUCGAAUCCUACUGAGAAAUCAGUGAUCAACACGCCGCCCGAGACACUCGUGUCCGAGACUGUUGAGCUAUGCUUUCUUGAUCGCACGAAUAUUGGCAAUGCUCGACUUGACAACUUAGAAAAGGACCUUCAUCUACACGGUAUUCAGUAUAAUGACUGCCUUGCGAUCCUCUUCCCAUUCUAUAUUGCGGCCGAGAUCCCAAGCAACAUGAUGAUGAAGAGAAUCCGGCCUUCGAUCUGGCUGACCUUCAUCAUGGUCUGCUGGUCGGCAUCAAUGAUCGGACAGGGCUUCGUCAAGAACUAUUCUGGCCUUAUGGCUACAAGAGUGUUUCUUGGAGUCUUCGAAGGAGGCUUGUUCCCAGGCGUGAACUAUUACAUCACGCAAUGGUAUUGUAGGCAUGAAUGUGGCUUUCGUAUGGCUCUAUUCUUCUCGGCAGCUACCCUCGCUGGAGCCUUCGGCGGCAUUCUAGCUCGUGGCAUCGCAGAGAUGAGCGGCGUGGGUGGCAAGUCGGCAUGGGCGUGGAUCUUCAUUCUCGAAGGUCUGCUGAGCAUUCUUGUGUCUUUCACCGCGUACUGGGCAAUCUACGACUAUCCUGCCACAGCGAGAUUCCUGACUUCCAAGGAGCGAGAGGAAGUCCAAAGACGGCUGACUGUAGACCAUGGCCAUCUCUCCAAUGACUUUAAUAUCAAAUACGUCUGGCAAGCCAUCAAGGACUGGAAGAUUUACAUCCACAUGCUCAUCUGCAUGGCAGGCUUCUGUCCUAUCUACUCAUUUGCACUGUUUCUGCCAACCAUCAUCAAGGCCAUGGGCUAUACUGCGAACAAUGCACAACUGAUGAGCGUGCCCCCGUAUGUCUUCGCGUGCAUCUUUACAAUUGGAGCGAGCUACUUCGCCGACAGAGUGAGACAGCGGGGCGUGUUCCUGAUGGGUUUUCAGCUGAUUGCCAUCUUGGGAUUCGCCUUGCUAGCCGGGAGCGGAAAGCCACAUAUCCAGUAUACGGGAACCGUCUUUGCUGCCAUUGGUAAUGCCUCCCAAUUCAACUGA
Phaeoacremonium minimum UCRPA7 is the source of this 1047-nucleotide messenger RNA. RefSeq names its product putative high-affinity nicotinic acid transporter protein. Gene Ontology annotation, molecular function: transmembrane transporter activity. Gene Ontology annotation, biological process: transmembrane transport. The transcript has 3 exons. The coding region runs from base 1 to 1047 and encodes 348 amino acids. Lineage: Eukaryota; Fungi; Ascomycota; Sordariomycetes; Togniniales; Togniniaceae. The record is from RefSeq and is a predicted model, not a curated record. Gene Ontology annotation, cellular component: membrane.